UAUCGUGGUCGUCUGGUUACAGAGAUGAAACCGCGAAGCAAGGAAGCAUCCCCGCCAGCAAGUUCUGUCCUGGAGCAACAGGAUCCCCUUUGUCGGUGGCCAAGUAGGCCUGACUCGCUGUCUAGUCAUAUAGCUAGUCAUGUAUUAGUCCAGUCAGCAGCGUAUGUAUGUAUGAUAUAUAAGCUCGUGAAGCGGCUUGUUCUGCCGUGCGAUGUAGAAUUCUGUAGAGACCUGACCAAGGGCAGCAACUUGCGGGCGACAAGGUUGAGGGAAGAUCCGAAUCUUGGAAGAGGACGGCCUGGGUUCUUUUCACUGUCUCGUAACAACUCCUCGCUUUAUUCUCUUCUUCUCUCCUCCCCUUUGUAUAUAUAAUAUCGGCCCAUUGUCUGCUAUCGGUGAUAUAAAGCUAGUUAGUGAGACUCCGUGUCUCUGAUUCUCGCCGCUUCGCCUUCGCACAGUUUUGGCAUUUUGAUACAUAGACAAACGCCAGCAAACCACCCAGAUGAGACGCAGAGCUUAGAACUGCCUGGUUUAAGGCCCUCGAGAGACAUCUGCAGGCCCGUCUUUGACGGAAUCACCAGCUAUAUACACACCUCAAACAUCCGAUCUGAAGAAAAGCAAAGAGAACAUGGCGAUCGUGACCGAGACGGAGGUCAGCCACAGCACCGCAGCAGCGCUCCGGGAAAAGACCAACAUCGGGCUCAACGGACGCGGGAACUCGCUACAUGAGAAGGAGAAGCAGAAUCAGCAUCAUCAGCAGCAUCAGCAUCGUUCGGCCGGCCAGAAGCUACGCAGCAAGUACCGCCAUGUCGCGGCGUACCACUCGGAGGUGAAGCCAUCAUGUCUAAGCCGCGAGACCGAAAAGACCCCCAGCUUCCUGGGCUUCAGGAACCUGAUGGUCAUCGUGCUGAUCGUGAUGAACCUACGGCUGGUAGUCGAGAACUUCAUGAAGUACGGCGUCCUCAUCUGCAUCCGCUGCCAUGACUAUCGCAAGCAGGACCUGGUGCUGGGCGCGGUCCUCUACGCCCUGGUACCCUGCCACCUGUUCGUGGCGUACCUCAUCGAGCUGUUGGCCGCCCAGCUGGUGAAGGGGACGAUUGGACGUGUGAAGAGAGACGAGGCCUCGUCGUGCACGAGCAAGGAGCUUUCGGCGCUGCAGACGACCUGGGCGUAUGUUGCGUUUGCGCAUACGGUCAACGCCAGCCUGUGUCUCCUGGUGACUACGUAUGUGGUCUACUACUAUAUACAUCACCCGGGCAUCGGGACAGUGUGCCAGCUGCAUGCUAUCAUCGUCUGGCUGAAGAACUGCUCGUAUGCGUUUACCAAUCGGGACCUUCGACAUGCGGUGCUCAACCCGUCGCCGGACAACAGGCUGCCGGAGAUAUACAUGUCUUGCCCGUACCCGCACAACGUCACGAUAUCAAACCUGUCUUACUUCUGGCUGGCGCCGACUCUGGUGUAUCAGCCUGUAUACCCGCGGACCGAGCGUGUGCGGUGGUCGUUUGUAGCCAAGCGGGUGCUGGAGCUCGUUGGGCUGGGGGUGUUUAUCUGGAUUAUUUCGGCGCAAUAUGCGGCUCCCGUGCUGCGCAAUUCGCUGGACAAAGUCGCCAUGUUGGACUGGGUGUCUAUCCUGGAGCGGAUGAUGAAGCUAUCGACCAUCUCGCUGGUGAUCUGGCUAGCGGGAUUCUUUGCCUUGUUCCAGUCCUUCCUGAACGCUUUGGCAGAAGUAAUGCGGUUUGGAGACCGGGAGUUCUACAGCGAAUGGUGGAAUAGCCCCAGCGUAGGCUCGUACUGGCGCUCCUGGAACCGACCUGUGUACCAUUUCAUGAAACGACAUAUCUUCUCCCCGCUUGUUGGGCGAGGAUGGAGUCCGUUUGCCGCCAGUCUUGUCGUCUUCACUUUCUCUGCCGUCUUGCAUGAGGUGCUCGUCGGGAUUCCAACGCAUAACAUCAUUGGCGUCGCCUUUGCCGGAAUGAUGCUGCAGCUCCCUCUGAUAGCUGCCACGGUGCCCCUAGAGAAAAUGAACGGCCAGGCCGGGAAGAUAAUAGGCAACUGUGUCUUCUGGCUCAGCUUCUGCCUUGUCGGCCAGCCGCUGGGGGCGCUGCUGUAUUUCUUUGCCUGGCAGGCCAAGUACGGCAGUGUCAGCAAGCAGGUCUUUUCCCAGGGUCCAUGA
This is a messenger RNA of Trichophyton rubrum CBS 118892, 2173 nucleotides long. RefSeq lists its product as uncharacterized. The coding region runs from base 629 to 2173 and encodes 514 amino acids. The record is from RefSeq and is a predicted model, not a curated record. Gene Ontology annotation, molecular function: diacylglycerol O-acyltransferase activity. The transcript has 2 exons. Lineage: Eukaryota; Fungi; Ascomycota; Eurotiomycetes; Onygenales; Arthrodermataceae. Gene Ontology annotation, cellular component: endoplasmic reticulum membrane. Gene Ontology annotation, biological process: triglyceride biosynthetic process.